Lichtheimia ornata is the source of this 2055-nucleotide messenger RNA. RefSeq lists its product as uncharacterized. The transcript has 6 exons. Gene Ontology annotation, molecular function: beta-glucosidase activity. Bases 1 to 2055 code for a protein of 684 amino acids. The record is from RefSeq and is a predicted model, not a curated record. Gene Ontology annotation, biological process: glucan catabolic process. Lineage: Eukaryota; Fungi; Mucoromycota; Mucoromycetes; Mucorales; Lichtheimiaceae.
AUGUCGCUUGAGGAGCGUGUCAACAUUACCACUGGUACAGGCAACGAGCAAGGGCCAUGUGAAGGCAACACUGCAGCAGCAGGCAAUCUGUUCCCAGCAUUAUGCUUGAAUGAUGGACCUACUGGUUUACGUCGAGCCUACAACACAAGUCAAUUUGUUGCUGGUAUCAAUGCUGCUGCAUCCUGGGAUCGUGAACUUACUCGUCAACGAGGAGCCGAAAUGGGUCGUGAGUUUCGAGCCAAGGGUGUCAAUGUCAUUUUAGGCCCUGGCAUGAACAUGAUGCGUACUCCACGUGCUGGUCGAAAUUGGGAAUUUGCAGGCGAAGACCCCUAUCUCACUGGUGAGAUCGCUUAUGAAACUGUCGUUGGUUUACAAAGCUCUGGCAUGAUCACAACAUCCAAGCAUCUUAUUGGAAAUGAACAAGAUACCAAUCGCUACAACUCGAGCACCAACAUGGAUGACAAGACCUUGCAUGAACUUUAUCUUCAUCCAUUUGUACGUGCACUCGAUGCCGAAACCACGGGUAUCAUGUGCUCCUAUAAUAUGGUGAAUGGCACGUAUGCAUGUGAGGAUGACUACAUUCUCAAUUCAGUCCUCAAGGGCGAGCUUGGUUUCAAAGGAUUUGUCGUGAGUGAUUGGUGGGCGACGCAUUCUACUGCCUUUGCUGUCAACAGUGGUCUUGAUAUGACCAUGCCAGGUGAUGCCAAUUCACAAAGUAUCACUGGUGGUGGAUUGUGGUUUGGUAAAAACCUUACGGACGCCGUAAAGAAUGGUGAUGUCGAUGAAGAUCGCGUUACGGAUAUGGCAACACGUAUUGUGGCCGCCUGGUACAAAGUCGGUCAAGACAAGGGCUUCCCAGAGCUCAACUUUAACUACUUUGACAGCAACGUGGGCGCUGAUUUGGAUGUCCAGGGCGAUAGCAAGGAUAACAUUCGAAAGCAAGGUGCUGCAUCAGUCGUGUUGCUGCGCAACGACGACGACAUUCUUCCGCUUGGACAAGACGACAAGGUUAAAAAGAUUGCCGUCAUUGGCAGCGAUGCUGGUGCUGAUCCAGAGGGUCUCAAUCAAUGCCAGGAUGGUGCAUGUUCUCGUGGCACUUUGACACAAGGUUGGGGAUCUGGUAGUGCCUACUUGCCCUACCUUGUCACACCAUUGGAUGGUAUUAAGGAUCGUGCAGGUGACUCCGUUGAUGUUGUAUCCUACCUCGAUGACUGGAAUGUCGAUGAAGCAGCCAAAGUUGCAUCUGACGCUGAUAUUGCCAUGGUAUUUGCCAAGUCCGAUUCGGGUGAAAUGUACAUUGUAGUGGAUGAUAACCCUGGCGACCGUAACAACAUCUCUUUAUGGUACAAUGGCGACGAGCUUAUCAAAGCUGUGGCAGAUGCCAACAAGAACACUGUCGUUGUGAUUCAUUCGGUCGGCCCUAUUCUUAUGCCCUGGAUUGAUCAUCCCAAUAUCAAGGCUAUUGUGUGGCCCGGUUUGCCAGGUCAAGAAACAGGCAACUCGCUUGCUGAUGUGCUGUUUGGCGAAGUGAACCCAUCUGGAAAGUUGCCCUAUACCAUUGCCAAAAAGUUCGACGACUAUUUGGGUGACAUUGUGAUGGAGUUGGAUAUUGAGUAUACUGAAGGUGUCAAUGUCGGUUACCGCCAUUUUGAUAAAUACGACAUUGAACCACUCUACGAGUUCGGCUACGGCUUGUCAUACACCACGUUCGAUUACAGCGGUCUCAAGGUCAAGGUUUCUGGCAAGGGCAAAGAUGCAAAGGUCACAGCAUCGCUCAAGGUGGAGAACACGGGUGAUGUUGAUGGUGCUGAUGUUGUGCAAGCAUACCUCGGCUUCCCAGAGGACGCAGAGCAACCACCCAAGAUGUUGCGUGGAUUCGAAAAAGUCAACAUCAAGCACGGCAAGAAACAAGAUGUCAAAUUUGAAUUCAGUGAGCGUGAUCUAAGAGUAUGGGAUACAGCCAAGCAAGAAUGGGUUGUUCCUUCUGGCACAUUUACGCUCUACAUUGGUGCAAGCAGCCGCGAUAUCCGUUUGGAAGAUACUUUUACCCUUUAA